UUUCUGUUCCAAGAAAUGAGCCAAACUAAUGGAGAAAAACUCAGGUGUUCCUCAAAUGGGCUGAGGGGAGGGCGGUCUCUGCACUGGGCUCGGUCACACAUUUAUAUUUCUGCUGAUUUACAUCCACUUCAUCAUUCUGAAUCAGACAGUUCAGAGUUGACUGAGGAAGCAAGUAUCAUGUGGUGGGUCCCCGUGAGUGUGUUUCUGCUCUGGAGUUCUGAGGUCUCAGCUCUAGGUGCUCCUGUGUCCGUGAGCUGUAAAAAUGACAACAAUGGUGAUGUCGACUGGUACGUCCUGUACAAGGCUCCUGGAACGGAGCAGCGCACAGGUACAGAGUACAUCUACAUUGACUCUGCUGGACAGAAAACCAACUCUCACAUCAACGACGCAAACGGACCCCUGGCCAACACACUCCGGCCGAUGCUUGGAUCCGUCCGGACAAUGCCAUCUACCUUCGGGUUUCUGAGCUACAGUGACCAGCCUCCGGGAGCCCAGGCCAUGAGCGAAUUGUUUGGGCACAGCAAAGGUGUGGUGAUGGGGGACAGCAGUACUCAGACUGCCCUGUGGAUCACUCACAGCACUCCUCGGUUCCCAUUCAGGAGGGACCAGAACCGCUUUUGGCCUGACAGUGGAAAAGACAAGGGCCAGACCUUCCUGUGUGUGUCUCUGCCCUUCUCUGCGCUCAAGACUGUGGGGGAACAUCUGCAGAGAAUCCACGCAUAUCCAUAUGACUACGACCUUCCUGGAGAUUUCCCAAGUGAGCUGGAAAAAGCUGCCAGAUGGGAAACGUCUGCGACUGGUUUGGGGACAUUAGUGCCCCUACAGACCAUAGGACACAAGGAUCUGGCAAUCAUGGCCAAACCGCUCGGGGAAGAAGCCAAAGAUGGGGACCUGUAUGUGAAGCUGGCUGAUCAACUGAACAGUAACGUAAAGGCUCAGACCUGGGCUUGUCAGCCAAAAAGAGAUGAGAGCUUCUGUGACAGAGGUAAAAAACAGGUUAUCAAUGUGGAGGCGAUCGACACAAAGGAUGAUACGAUGAAGAAAUGGUCCUCCAAAAUUGACCAUUCCAAGUGGGCCGUGACCACUGAGUCCAACAUCAUCUGGACCUGUUUUGGAGACAUGAACCGCGCCUCAACACAAUACGAGCGCUGGGGAGGAGCUGUGUGCAUCAAAGAUAAAAAUGUCAACACUGCAUUCAAACAGUAUCCAUCUGAAACACUUUCAUGUGGCAAACGUCCAUACCCUUGUUAAGUUUGGUAUAUCAGUAGACACCACUGGAGUCUUGUAGAGACAGAGAUUUGUCCAAAAUGUCAAAUUAAAUUACUAUGUUGCAUUGAAAAAAGGAAAAAAAAAAAGUCAAUAAUAAAAUUUCAAACACAACAA
Messenger RNA from Boleophthalmus pectinirostris (great blue-spotted mudskipper), 1383 nucleotides. RefSeq names its product plancitoxin-1-like. The record is from RefSeq and is a predicted model, not a curated record. Lineage: Eukaryota; Metazoa; Chordata; Actinopteri; Gobiiformes; Gobiidae. Bases 16 to 1251 code for a protein of 411 amino acids. Gene Ontology annotation, biological process: apoptotic DNA fragmentation. The transcript is spliced from 8 exons. Gene Ontology annotation, molecular function: deoxyribonuclease II activity.